GAGGUCAACUGUAUCCGCUGGACCACUGCUGGAGUAAUCGAAGAAGUCAAGCCGAAACGGCAUCGCUUAAAGUGAUAUUUGAACCUUUGAAGUAGGCUUCUUCACGACAGGCUCCAGUGAUUGGCGAAUCACUGAGUAAUGAGUGAUCGCUAAGUGUCGCUGUACCCCUGAAAAAGCAAAAAGAAGCAGAGAAGCUAAAGGGAUACAUACAGGAGCAAAAAAUUCAUUAUCCAAAAUAAAUAAAUAAAUAAAAAGGAAAUGCUAACUGCUAUAAAUUUCAUGAAUCAUCAAACAUCAUCUCCACCGUUACUUCAAUGUUGCUCAUCUUCUCCGCCUCCAUUGAUCCCCAGGGGAGCGGCUGGAAAAGUUGUGUUAAAAUGCUCGCUUGAGAACCCUGUAUCAAGUAAGGGUGUGGUUAGACGUCUGCUAUCUGGACUAGCUGCCUCAUUAAUAUUUCUCUCCCAAACAAAUAAGGUUGUUGCACUAGAUGUAUCUCAUUCCCACAACAUAUGUCAGCUUGCAAGUGCGGUAGACAAUAAAGUAACUCUUCCACUUGAAGUUAGGUCUGACGAUAAAAGUGGAAAUGUAAUGAGGAUGAGAGGUAUGACAGCUAAGGAUUUUGACCCGGUGAGAUAUUCUGGAAGGUGGUUUGAAGUAGCUUCUCUCAAACGUGGAUUUGCUGGACAAGGUCAAGAAGAUUGUCAUUGUACCCAGGGCGUGUAUACAUAUGAUAUGCAGACACCAGCUAUUCAAGUAGACACCUUUUGUGUGCAUGGAAGCCCUGAUGGCUAUAUUACUGGUAUAAGGGGCAGAGUUCAGUGUUUGUCAGAGGAAGAUUUGGAGAAGAAAGAGACUGAGCUUGAAAAGCAAGAAAUGAUUAAAGAGAAGUGUUACCUUAGGUUUCCAACAUUACCGUUUAUCCCCAAGGAGCCUUAUGACGUGAUUGCUACUGACUAUGAUAACUUUUCUCUUGUAUCUGGAGCAAAGGACAAAAGUUUUAUCCAGAUAUACUCAAGGAGGCCUGACCCAGGACCUGAAUUCAUAGAGAAGUACAAAGCUUACUUGGCGAACUUUGGAUACGACCCAAGCAAAAUUAAGGACACCCCACAAGACUGUGAAGUGAUGUCUAACAGCAAGCUUGCUGCAAUGAUGUCCAUGUCCGGGAUGCAACAGGCUCUAACCAACCAAUUCCCAGACCUAGAGCUGAAGGCACCUAUUGAAUUUAACCCCUUUACUAGUGUGUUCGACACUUUCAAGAAGCUUUUGGAGCUGUACUUCAAAUAGAAAGUGAUCUUGUGUACAUUACUGUCAGCUUUUGUGUUUGUAUAUGCAUAUAUAUAUAUAUAUAUAUAGCAACAGAUUUUAGGCACAAGUCGCACCCUGUAAUUGGGGGAAAAUGGACUAUAAUGCUCAUGUUCUUAUGACCAUGCAAAGCUGGAAUGCAGAAUCAGUCGCCCAUGCAUUUUAGCAAUGUGUUCUUUUGCUUGUGCUUCUUAAUUAAUAUGAACUCAUUGUGGAAGGGACAUUGCUUUAAAGUCUAAUUCAACUUUCUACUUCUGGAAACAUGAUUUUUAGGAUCAUUUUUAUUUGGCUAUGUAGCAAAUGCAAAAUGCUUGCUUUAUUUCAGUGCCUAGGUCCUAGGCAUAUCCUAAUAAUAAUGCAAUUUUAAGUCUUCCUCUCUA
Molecule: messenger RNA, 1682 nt
Organism: Ricinus communis (castor bean)
Lineage: Eukaryota; Viridiplantae; Streptophyta; Magnoliopsida; Malpighiales; Euphorbiaceae
Product: chloroplastic lipocalin
Exons: 6
Coding region: 259-1284 (341 amino acids)
Molecular function (GO): small molecule binding
Source: RefSeq, a predicted model, not a curated record